Molecule: messenger RNA, 3674 nt
Organism: Dermacentor silvarum
Lineage: Eukaryota; Metazoa; Arthropoda; Arachnida; Ixodida; Ixodidae
Exons: 6
Coding region: 264-1154 (296 amino acids)
Source: RefSeq, a predicted model, not a curated record
AAAAGUAACGUCGGCGGGGACGCCACGCCAGAACGUGGCCAGAACUGACUGCCAUCGCUGGCUGCAGAAACACAGCGAGUGAGAUAUGCGGUGGACGCCGGGCUGAUGACCGCCUCUUCUUUGUUUGAGUGUUUCGAACUGGUCGGCUUCGCGUUUUGGAUAAUUACCCCUUUGUGUGGACUGAAGGCCCUCGGGAAGUGACACUGUCUUGGCGUUACGUGCGAGCGAAAAAGAAAGCGCGAGAGUGAAAGAGUCCUUCUCGGAUGAGCUUCGUCAUGAAUCUAGCUUGGUUGGCCUGCGUCGUUACAACUGCGGCUGCCUUAGCCAACGGCCGCGGCCCUUCGAACUGCGAAUCCAAGCUGCAGAACUGCACCGACUUGGUCAAGCCUUUCCUGAACGACCUGCGGUACAUGUUCCCCACCACAAUCGAGGACGUCGACGACAUGUGCAAGAUGUGGAGCCGCUUCGUGGACUGCAUUCGCCGAUACGUGACCGACUGCGCCACCGAGGACCAGAGGUCAAAGUUUAACAACGCCGUCGGCGAUUCGAUCGAUACUGUUCAUGCAAUAUGCAGCUCAGAGCGCUACCAGAAGGAAUACCUGCAGAAUGCGUCCUGCUUCCGCAAGGUCUCCGUCGACAACUGCGGCGUCUUCUACACAGCCAUGGUGGACCAGGUCACCAACCCGGCCUCCAGGCAUGACCACAUAUGUUGCUCGUACAGCCAGUUCAAGAGCUGUGUCAGCGAGCCCCUGCUCAGGUUGUGUGGAAACCGGGCAAGGACCAUCAUGGACCACUCCAUGGCCUUUCUCAUCGACCGCUGCGGGAAGUCCUACUACUCAUUAUCCUACAAGUGCCCCCGGGCUCGAGCCCUGCCGCUUUCGAGCAACGAGGCCUCGCCGAGUCCCAUCGUCGCGUCCUCAGCGUCCACAGUAGGUUCGGGCCCCGCCGGCACGAGCACGCGGCGUCCCAAGAAAUCCGUGGUCUCCAUCACCACCUGGUACCCGCGCACGGCUGUCUACACGCUCAAGCCGACACCCAGCAGCCAGGUGUCCCGCUACAGUGCCGCCGCCUCCGUGCGACCCAGCACGGCAAUGGCGUCGACGCUUCUCUGCGUACCGCUGCUGGUGCCAGCGUUACUGGUCAGGUCCAGAUGAGCGCGGGACUCACCCAAUCCUUGGCUGCUCGGGUUCAAGAGACGUCAAGCGGCCAACGGGAGACGUGUCGGCGCAGAAACAAUGCUUCGGGGCUGCUAGUAGUGAUGAUAAGGCUCUACUAUAACGGGGUUACCCAUUGGUCCGCUAGGCGUCCGGGGGGGUUGAGGAAUCAUAGAUGUCGACGGAGACCAGCUACCGAAAAUUGCCUACCUCCGCGAGGUUACAACAUUCGGAGGCUACCCGAUUUCGCAGCAUAGGCAACAUCCCUCGCAAGGCGCUGCUAACCUCCGCCGGGAAACAGAUCCUCUUCUGGAGACUGGCAGUGUAUCCGCUUGGCCACGUGUCUUGCCCCCGGUGCUUUUGCUGAAAGGCCGCGUAGUCGAGGGCUCGAGGCUCUCCCACAACUGAACGACUGGUCUCCGGCAGCUGUUCCAGGAAACGCUUUGAAGAAAGCAGGGCGCAAGGAAAACAGGAACAGAAAUGUGAUCCCUCUACAGGCGCUUACACAGUGACAGCAGCCUCUUGUAUGAUAUGACCACGAGGCAAAGCGUUCGCUUUCGAACGGCCGCUACUGUACAGUGUGUGGGCUACAUGUUGUAUAGCCUGUAGCGCCUACUGAACACAUAGCGCGGUUCGCUCGUCCUGGCAUUGCAUAGAUGACAAGUGACACGCAGCCAGAACGGUGGAGCGUAAAAACGUCAUUGGUUGUUUUACUGAAAUAUGCAUAAUCCAAGGCAAUGCAGUGAGUAAAAUCUGAAGAUUUUUUUUUUUUGCUGAGGGCUUUUGGUCUUCAUGAGAAUCGUACAGAAGAAUAAUUUCCGCGCUCAAUGAUGAGGCAGGCUUGGAGCGCAGCCGAAAUGUCCAGAUGUUCAGAUUCUGACCUUGCUUUGCUUGUGUCGAACGGUACUCAUGUGUCAGUUUUAUUUCGUAACUUAAUGCAGCAAGUGAGGACAAAGUUUAUAACGCAGAGAAAGUAAAAAUGAAGGCCCGCUUUCCCAAUCGUGUGGUCUUUUAGCCAAGUAUCAUCAAGGCAGGCCUGCAAGGACACCUUUUCGUUAUCACGAGCAGGCUGAACUUUUCACAUUUGAUGUUGCCAUAGGCGCAGCAAAAACCGAAGGAAUGAAACUGAGAUAAUAGAGAUAAUGGGAAAAUUUUAAGAUAUCGGGAGGAUCAUAGAUAAAAAGUUGCAUUGCAAUGUUCGUCGAUAGGCCUUUAAUUAAAGCAUGUUCUUAGAGCUAGUAGUUUUGCUGCCUUGUGAGUGAGUACACAAACAUAAAAUGUAGCGGAUUUUUGCCAUUCGUAUAUUAGCAGCAGAUCCUAUCGCAGAAUCAGUAGUGGGGAAGCUGUGCGGAAAAUAAAGCGUAUUUUUCGUCGUCUACUUCGCCUAUUAAUGUCUGAGUCCCAGACAGUCGGUUAAUCACCCCUUUACGCUUUGGCUCUUCGAGCUCGUUUUAUAACAUGGUCAAGGUCAAGAUAGGGUCAUCAGCAUACAUGGCCAAUGCAGGCUUGCCACCGUGAUGGUCACAUCUGUGCAUGACACGAUCGCGUAACAGACAUAAUGUGCAGUAUACAAACAAGGCCAGCGUUCAUUACUGUGGUGAAUGUGGCCCUGUUUGUUGUGGUCGCACUUGCGGCAAAUUCUCAAUUGAAAAAAGAAGAGGAGGGCAAGAGUAUGGCAGGGAGUAUGCUAUGUAGGAAAAUCAAUGAAAUAAAGAAGGAAGCAAACGUAUGGCAGGGUAAUGGAACACGAAACAGAACUUGCUGCCGCCGAAUAAUGGCGUAUAGCUUAAGGUGUAUUUGUAGACAGGUCAACACAUGUGCAGCUGUCACCCUAGCAGGUAUGGCAUGCCGCUAGGUGUCUCCACUUGCUUUGUGCUCGAAUUUCAAUGAGAUGGUCUGCGUUCGCGAGGUUGAAUAUGCGAAAUCGGGGAUUACUAGUCGAGAUGCUUUCACUGGUUGAUUAACGCUGGUGAAGAUGAUCGAAUGCAAGGACGCGGAAAGUACCCCUAAUCUCACUUAAAGCAAAAUGUGUCCGCAAAGUUAAGCAAUGUUAUCGCAACAACACAUCCUAUGCUAUAAUCUUGGAGAUCAUCGCAUGUGUAUUCACUCAUGUUCUGUGUUUCACACCUGUAACAUACACGCACAACACUAUUUUACCGUUGAUGUCAUCGCAUUCGGAAGAAAGAUGCUUGGAGAGCGUCUUUCUGGCUAGUUGGAGCUUCGAGAUUAACAUGCCCGUAGAUGCGAACAGAUAAGCAUGACAAAAAGAACGCAAGCUAGCUGAUAGUGGAGCUCAUCUUCUACGUUACGUCUGCCUGUUCGCGGCUGCAGUGUCAGCUUUAAACGCUUGAAUGCUUGAAGAAAAAAAGAGAGGCACAGUACCAGAACGUUGCUUUCUGCUGUAAGAUCAUGACACUGCUCUUCACUUCUUCUUUUGCUCAGACGCUCGUGCAAGAGGGCUGUUAAACAACUGUUUCAUCCUGUAACGUUGUUUCAAUAAAGUUUAUUUUUCAUUUGAAA